AGAAGGGGCGGGGCCCCGGGUGCCGCCGCCGCUGCAGCCGCCGCCAUGGGGGCCGCGCUGAGGGGUGCCCUGCGGCCGUGCGCCCGCGCCGCCGCCCCCGGGCCGCGCGCCUACCACGGGGACCGGGUGUCCACGCUGGGCACGCGGCCGGACCCGGGCUCCGCCGUCUACCAGGAGAACUACGAGCAGAUGAGAGCCCUGGUCGGUCAGCUGCACGAGCGAGCGCAGAGGAUCAGGCUCGGAGGAGGGGAGAAAGCCCGAGCACGCCACAGAUCGAGAGGAAAGCUGUUGCCCAGAGAACGAGUCGACGGGCUCCUCGACCCAGGGUCUCCCUUUCUGGAGCUCUCCCAGUUUGCAGGGUACCAGCUGUAUGGUGAUGAGGAGGUCCCGGCAGGCGGCAUCAUCACAGGCAUCGGCAGAGUGUCGGGAGUGGAAUGCAUGAUUGUUGCCAAUGACCCCACUGUCAAAGGAGGUACCUACUACCCGGUGACCGUGAAGAAGCACCUGCGGGCACAAGAAAUCGCGCUGCAGAACAGGCUGCCCUGCAUCUACCUGGUCGACUCAGGAGGGGCAAACCUGCCUCGGCAAGCAGACGUGUUUCCAGACCGGGAUCACUUUGGCCGCAUAUUCUAUAACCAGGCGAUUAUGUCUUCUAAAAAUAUUGCACAGAUAGCGGUGGUCAUGGGCUCCUGUACGGCAGGAGGUGCUUACGUGCCUGCAAUGGCUGACGAAAACAUCAUCGUCCGCAAGCAGGGUACCAUUUUCUUGGGAGGACCCCCCUUGGUGAAAGCAGCGACCGGAGAAGAGGUGUCAGCCGAGGACCUGGGGGGCGCCGACCUCCACUGCAGACAGUCCGGAGUCACUGACCACUACGCUCUGGAUGAUAACCACGCCCUGCACUUGACCAGGAAGAUUGUGAGAAAUCUAAAUUAUCAGAAGAAAUUGGAUGUGACUGUCGAACCUUCUGAAGACCCUCUGUUUCCUGCUGAUGAAUUGUAUGGAAUAGUUGGCACUAACCUCAAGAGGAACUUUGAUGUCCGAGAGGUCAUUGCUAGAAUUGUGGAUGGAAGCAGAUUCAGUGAGUUCAAAGCCUUGUACGGAGACACGUUAGUUACAGGAUUUGCUAGAAUAUUUGGAUACCCAAUAGGUAUCAUUGGAAAUAACGGAGUUCUCUUUUCUGAAUCUGCGAAAAAGGGGGCUCACUUCGUCCAGUUAUGCUGCCAAAGGAAAAUUCCUCUGCUCUUCCUUCAAAACAUUACUGGAUUUAUGGUUGGAAGAGACUAUGAAGCUGAAGGAAUUGCCAAGGAUGGCGCCAAGAUGGUGUCUGCCGUGGCCUGUGCCAGUGUGCCUAAGAUGACCAUCAUCAUUGGGGGAUCCUACGGGGCUGGAAACUAUGGGAUGUGUGGCAGAGCAUAUAGCCCGAGGUUCCUCUACCUGUGGCCGAACGCCCGAGUCUCAGUGAUGGGAGGAGAGCAGGCAGCCAACGUGCUGGCGACAGUAGCGAAGGACCAGAGAGCGCGAGAAGGGAAACAGUUCUCCAGUGCUGAGGAAGCAGCUUUGAAAGCGCCCAUCAUGGCGAGGUUCGAAGAGGAAGGAAACCCUUACUAUUCCAGUGCCAGGCUGUGGGAUGAUGGGAUCAUUGAUCCGGUGGACACCAGGCUGGUCCUGGGGCUCAGUAUCAGCGCAGCCCUCAACGCGCCCAUCCCGAAGACCGACUUUGGCGUCUUGAGGAUGUAACUGGAGUAGGAAGCGCCUUCCGUUGGACGUGUACCAAAAAUUAAUGCAUUAGUAGCCUUAAAAUUGUAGACUUUUUCAACAUGUAGCUGAUACAGUAAAAUUGUUUUCUUAACACAGUGCAUUGUACUUUUCUACCUUAAAAAAAAAUCAGUGAAGAUAUUUAUUUGAUGAACCUCAAUUCCUUGUAAAUUUUGUUAGAGAAAUUUUUCUGUGGCUUAGCUUUACCACCGUAAAGUGAACAGAAUCACUUAGUUACCUUUGUAACCCACACGUAGCAUGAAAAGUUCUAUAACCUGUAAGUUCAAGUGUUAUUGAGAUGAUUGAUGUAAAGGUAUAUUUCCUCUGAAAUGAUUGCUUUGCUAAUGAUGCACAGUGAUAUUUUAGCACACUUAUUUUUUAAGAGCUUCUCUUGCUUUUCCUUCCAGCCACGUCCUCCUCCCUCGCACGGUAUCAGGCUUCCUGGGGUCUGCACUGGGCCCUGUUUCCUGCCCGUUCCCUCCUCGCCCGGCAGCCUCUCCAGGGUUGACCUCCCUGAUGCUGAGACCAGCGUGCUCUUUCCCGACUUUAUCUGACUUGAUUCCCCGCAGCACUUGGGCCAGCGGGAUCCCCUCCUGGACAUACAUCCCUGCUGCCAGGCCCUCGCGCCCCAGGCUCCUGCCAGCCUCCUCGGCCGCUCUGUUCAGCUCCGUCUGCGGGUCCCUCCCGGCCCACUCCACCAUCUGCCCUGGUGUUUCUCUAGUAGUACAUGAACACACUCUCAUUCUAAAAGAUACAAAUAACACAAAAUUACCUCUUCAUUCUUCCUUUAAAUUGUGGUAAAAUAUAUGUAACAUAAAAUUUAC
Messenger RNA from Equus quagga, 2579 nucleotides. RefSeq names its product methylcrotonyl-CoA carboxylase subunit 2 (gene MCCC2). Lineage: Eukaryota; Metazoa; Chordata; Mammalia; Perissodactyla; Equidae. Gene Ontology annotation, molecular function: methylcrotonoyl-CoA carboxylase activity. The transcript has 17 exons. Gene Ontology annotation, biological process: L-leucine catabolic process. Gene Ontology annotation, cellular component: mitochondrion; methylcrotonoyl-CoA carboxylase complex. Bases 46 to 1737 code for a protein of 563 amino acids. The record is from RefSeq and is a predicted model, not a curated record.